Messenger RNA from Alnus glutinosa, 2358 nucleotides. RefSeq lists its product as uncharacterized. The transcript has 4 exons. Gene Ontology annotation, molecular function: zinc ion binding. The record is from RefSeq and is a predicted model, not a curated record. NCBI's taxonomy places the organism in Eukaryota, Viridiplantae, Streptophyta, Magnoliopsida, Fagales, Betulaceae. The coding region runs from base 1 to 2358 and encodes 785 amino acids.
AUGGAAAUCGGGAAGGAAGUCCGUGUGGGCAACGCAACGCACCGCAACGAAGAGAAAAACGCUUUGAUCGACGAGCAAAAGGGAAGGAAGAGGGGCAAGGUAUCUACGACGAAUACGAUGGGUGGACACAUAAUGUUUAAUGAAUGUCUUAUGUUUGAAGUGCACCACGGAGGUCGGUUUAAUAGGGAAAAUGGGGUAGCCUAUGUUGGUGGGGAUGUAACAAAUUACCCUGACCUGUAUGACAAAGAUGAGCUGUCUUUUUUUGAUGUGGAGACUGUAGUUAAGUGCUAUGGGUAUAGUCCCGGUGAUUUAAUUUAUUACAGAAUACCUAACAAGAGUCUAGAUGAAGGGCUACGGCUUCUGUUUUCUGACCAUGAUGUCAUUGAAACGGUGGGGCACCACAAUGGUCAUGGAGUAGCAGAGUUAUAUGUGGUUGGGUUUAUUUUGUAUGAUGUACCUGUAGAUUUACCUAGAGGAGAGGAAAGUGUUGAUGAGGAAUAUGAAAAAGAAUAUGAGAGAAAUACUGUAUAUAGGAGAGAUCCAUUUUGGAAUGAGGUUAUAAGUGAUGACUCGGACGCCUUAGAAGUAAAUGCUGAUACGGGGUAUGCAGAGGCAGGAGCUUCUGUCGAAGGAGAAGAUGUAGGAGUAGAUCAAGAGUUUGUAGGAGAACCAUCACACGUAGCAGAAGAAGAUUUGGAAGCAGAAGUAGCAGUAGCUUUAGCUGCAGCUGAAGAUGAGUUUGCACAAGGUGUGGGUAAGGGUAAGGGUAAGGGUAAGGGUGUGGUUGAGGGUGAGGAUGAGCCUGUUUCCGAUGUGUCUCGGAGUGAUAUACUGACCACUCCCGAUAAUACUAGUGGAGAUGAUGAGCCAGAUUCUUCAAAAAGGUCGUGUGUCACCAAAAGGGUGCCAUUUUCAAAAUCUGAUUUUGAGAAGCCGACUCUGCAGAAAGUGUGUGGAGAGAAGAAUUGUAAAUAUAGGGUUUAUGGAAGACAGUUGAAGGGUGAGGCCACAUUCAUGCUGAUUUCGCUUAGGCCCAAACAUACAUGUGCCCGGAAAUACAAGAAUCAUUUGAUUACUUCCAAGUGGAUUGCUGAGUGGUGCUUGGACAGUUUUAGAGAUCAACCGAACAUGCUUGUAGAAGUCCUGAAGAAGAAGGUGAAGACGAAAUGGAAUGUUAAAAUCCAUCCUAGUACCCUAUAUAGGGCUAGGAAGAGGGCACAAGAGGUGAUUUAUGGGAAGUUGGGUGAGCAGUACCAUCGUCUAUGGGACUAUUGCGCGACAAUCAGAAGCACAAAUGUGGGGAGUUGUGUUAUUUUGAUGGUUGAGAGACCUAUGCCCGAAAUGCCAUGUAGAUUCCAAAGGAUGUACAUAUCCUUGGCAGCAAUGAAAAAUGGCUUCAAGGAUGGGUGUAGGCCUGUGAUAAGCCUUGAUGCGUGUUUAUUGAAGGGGGUUUACAAGGGGCAGUUAAUGGAAGCUGUUGGAAGGGAUGCCAAUAAUAACAUGUAUCCAAUAUCCAUGGUAGUUGUAGAGGCAGAGACCAAGGAUAGCUGGUCAUGGUUUCUUGAGGCACUAUUGGCUAAUCUUGGCCCCAGUGGUGUACGUAGAUGGACUUUUAUUUCAGAUAGACAAAAGGGUCUUGUACCAAGUCUUAUGGAGGUGUGCCCUAAUGCUGAGCAUCGGAUAUGUGUGCAGCACUUGUACGCCAAUUUUUGGAAUGACGGUCACCAGGGGGUGUUACUAAAGGACUUGCUGUGGAGAGCUGCUGCAUCUUACACACAGAAUGAGUUCUAUGCUGUAAUGGAAGAGCUUAAGGGCCUUAAUUUGCCAGCCUAUGAGUACCUUUCAAAGGUUGACCUUGCAACUUGGUGUAAGGGAUGGUUCAACACAUAUGCAAAGUGUGACCUCUUACACAACAAUUUGGCCGAGUGCUUCAAUUCUUGGAUCACCAAGUUCAGAGAUAAGACCAUACUGGUAAUGUUGGAAGGCAUUAGGACAAGUUUGAUGAGAAGGUACCAGCGGAAAAGAGAAAUUAUAGCUGCGAUGGAAGGCAAUGUUGGGCCAAAAAUUAAGGAGAAGUUGGAGAAAGAAGAUGAGGCCGGACAUUGUACACCAAUAUUUGCCGGUGAUGGUUUAUUUGAGGUCGAGUGCAGGGGUAGAAGGUAUGCUGUGAAUUUACCUGCCAAGACAUGUGGGUGCAGAAAGUGGGAUGUUUCUGGUAUUCCAUGUGCUCAUGCCAUCUCAUCAAUAUGGCAUGGUGGAGGCAACCCUGAGGAUUAUCUGAGCCCAUACUUUGGCAAGGAGAUGUACCUAAAGGCAUACACACCCAUCAUCUACCCUGUACCUAGUGAGGAGCAGUGA